Molecule: messenger RNA, 600 nt
Organism: Talaromyces atroroseus
Lineage: Eukaryota; Fungi; Ascomycota; Eurotiomycetes; Eurotiales; Trichocomaceae
Product: Flavoprotein-like protein
Exons: 4
Coding region: 1-600 (199 amino acids)
Molecular function (GO): NAD(P)H dehydrogenase (quinone) activity; FMN binding
Source: RefSeq, a predicted model, not a curated record
AUGACCAAGGUCGCUAUCGUUUUCUACUCCACCUGGGGCCACAUUGCCAAGCUGGCAGAGGCCGAGAAGAAGGGCAUUGAGGCCGCUGGAGGACAGGCUGAUCUCUACCAAAUCGCCGAGACCCUCUCCGAGGAUGUGCUAGCGAAGAUGCACGCUCCUCCCAAGACCGAUUACCCCAUUGCUGAACCCGCAACGCUCCUUGAAUACGAUGCCGUUCUCUUUGGUAUCCCAACCCGUUUCGGAAACUUCCCCGCUCAAUGGAAGACCUUCUGGGACAAGACCGGUGGCAUCUGGGCUAGCGGUGGUUACUGGGGCAAGUCCGCUGGUCUCUUCAUUGCCACCGGCACUCAGGGUGGUGGACAAGAGUCCACUGCCAUCGCUGUCAUGAGCACUCUGGCUCACCACGGCUUCAGCUACCUUCCUCUUGGUUACAAGCACUCCUUUGGCCAGCUAGCCAACCUUAAUGAAGUCCACGGUGGAAGCCCAUGGGGUGCUGGUACUUUUGCCGGCCCUGAUGGCAGCCGCCAACCUAGUGCGUUGGAGCUUGAAAUUGCUGAGAUCCAAGGCAAAUCCUUCUACGAGCGCGUCAAGUCCACAUGA